Beta vulgaris subsp. vulgaris (sugar beet) is the source of this 3555-nucleotide messenger RNA. RefSeq lists its product as uncharacterized. The transcript is spliced from 5 exons. The coding region runs from base 1 to 3555 and encodes 1184 amino acids. Gene Ontology annotation, molecular function: catalytic activity. The record is from RefSeq and is a predicted model, not a curated record. NCBI's taxonomy places the organism in Eukaryota, Viridiplantae, Streptophyta, Magnoliopsida, Caryophyllales, Amaranthaceae.
AUGGCGGAAGAAGUAAAAGUUGUUCCUACUUGGGUGCGAUUGCCUGGUUUACCGCUGAAAUAUUGGGGACCUACUUCUUUGAAUAAGAUUUCUAGUCUUAUUGGAAAGUCUAUCAGAACUAAUAGAGCUACAGCCCAGAAUGACAUACUGGAAUAUGCACGAAUUCUGGUAGAAGUUCACUUAGAUAGUUCUUUUCCUGAAGUGAUUCAGUUUGUGAAUGAGAAGGGAGUGAUAGUCACACAGAAGGUGGUAUAUGAGUGCAGACCAACUUCCUGUGGUGACUGUGGAGGUAUAGGGCAUACAGUGGUGGAGUGUAGACAAAAAAAGUAUGAGUUGGCAUUGAAAAAAGUGAAACCUAGACAAGUUUGGGUGGAAAAAACCAAGCUAGCUGGUGGGAAGCAACCUGUUGGGAAUGUAAGUGUGAUAAAGCAUAGUGCUCAGCAGAAGGAAGAUAUUGUGCAGAAUGAGAUUCCUGUUGUUGAGCAAACUGAGAAGGAUGUAAAUCAGAAUGACCAACAAGUGGAGGUGGAGCCACUUGUUGUUGGUGUGGUUCAGGUUAACAUAGCUGAAAGUGCAGCAGGCUUAUGGAAUAUCAGGGGCCUUAAUAGUCCAGCUAAGCAUAAUGAUGUCAAAUGGUUUUUGGCACAUCAUCAAGUGGGAUUAUUUGGGUUCCUGGAAACUAGGGUAAAAGCUAGGAAUUUCCCUAAAGUUUAUCCUAAGGUGUGUGGUGAUUGGUCUAUUGUUACUAACUAUCAGUAUGAUAAAGGAGGUAGAAUUUGGCUGAUUUGGCUUCCACAUCUUUUUGUGGUGAAUGUGAAGAGUUAUGGGGCUCAGUUUAUUCAUAGUGAGGUAAUUCAUAAGGCUACAGGAAGGAAGUUUGAGGUGACUAUAGUGUAUGGUGUAAAUGAUGCAAGGGGAAGAGAGGAUUUAUGGAGGGCUUUGUGUAUGAUUAACUCAUCGGUUAUAGGCCCAUGGGUAGUCCUAGGGGAUUUCAAUAAUGUUCUUAACAUGGGAGAGAGAAUUGGGUCUGCUAUUACCCUUGAUGAGAUUGCAAAUUUCAGGCAGUGUGUCAGAGAUUGCAAGCUCAGUGAGCAUGUUACUAGUGGUCCUUUCUUUACUUGGUCGAAUAAACAGGAGGGGGAGAACAGAGUUUUCACAAAGAUUGAUAGAGUCUUAUGUAAUGAUUUGUGGAAUGAUGUCUUCAAGGAAGCUAUUGCUGUGUUCAUGCCUGAAUAUAUCUCUGAUCACUGCCCCUGUAUUGUACAUCUGGAUGCAGAGGUGAGGGGUAGACCUAGACCAUUUAAAUUUCGCAACAUGUGGGGUAAAACUGCAGAGUUUACUCAGAUUGUGCAAAAUUCAUGGCAAUUAGUAGUAUCAGGUGUAGCCAUGUAUAGAAUUGUUUGCAAACUGAAGGCUUUGAAAAAUCCUCUUAGAAUUCUGCAUAGGGAAAAAUUUGCUAAUAUGGAGAAUGAUGCAAAAAUGGCUAUGGAUAAAUUCAUGAGCAUUCAGGAGGCCAUUUAUGCAGAUCCUCAUAAUAUUGUUCUUCAUCAGCAGGAGGAGAGAGCAAGGAAGGAUUAUGAGGAGAUCAACUCUGCCAGACUGAGUUUAAUGAAACAGAAAAUUAAGCAUGAUUGGAUUAAGGGAGGAGAUGAGAAUACUGCAUACUUUCAUGCAUGUUUGAAGAAGAGAAGGAAGCAGGCUCAAGUUCUUAGAAUACAAGAUAAAGAUGGGAUAUGGAGAGAGGGGAUCAAGGAGGUUGAGGGGGCUUUUCUUAGUUACUAUGAAGAGCUCUUAGGAACUGAUAGUGAGGCAGAAGCAUAUGUUAGCAACACAAUAAUUGCAGAGGGAAAGGUGGUGUCCCAAGAGAAGCAACUUACUCUAUGUGCCCCUUUUAAUGCAGAUGAAGUGAAGGCUGCUCUUUUUUAUAUUGAUCACAAUAAAUCAGCUGGGCCUGAUGGUUAUUCGAGUGGUUUUUUUAAGGAUGCUUGGGAUAUGGUAGGGCCUGAAAUUACAAAUGCAGUCCUGGAUUUUUUUAGAACUGGUAAGCUACUUAAGCAACUCAAUGCUACCAAUCUAUGCCUGAUUCCUAAGGUGGAGCAACCAGAGAGUGUUACACAAUUCAGGCCUAUUUCCUGUUGCAAUGUGCUAUACAAGGUAAUAUCUAAGCUUCUCUGUACUAGGUUAAAAAUGGUGCUGCCUGACCUGAUUGAUCCAGCUCAAAGUGCUUUUGUGGAGCAGAGAUGCAUAAUGCAUAAUAUUUUGAUCUGCCAGGACAUCUUGAAUCAAUAUAAGAGGAAGAGUCAACCUGCUAGGUGUACUUUAAAAGUAGACCUAAGGAAAGCUUAUGACUCAGUUAGCUGGAAUCUGAAUGGUGGGAUGUUUGGGUUUUUUAAGGGAAAAAAAGGAUUAAGGCAGGGAGACCUUGUAUCUCCUUUACUCUUUGUCCUUGUGAUGGAAUAUUUCACUAGACUAUUGAGGAAGAUGAGUAGUAGGGAGGACUUUGGUUUCCAUUACAGAUGUGCAAGCCUCAAGAUCACUCAUCUAGUUUUUGCAGAUGACCUCAUGAUGUUUUGCAAGGGUGAAUUUAAAUCUGUGUUGCUUUUAAUUAGAGCUUUGAAAACUUUUUAUAAAGCUUCAGAGUUACAGGCCAAUAAAGAAAAAAGUGCUAUAUAUUUUGGCAAUGUGCAGGAGGAGGUUCAGCAAAGGAUACUCCAGAUAUCUGGGUUCACAAAAGGGCAAUUCCCCUUUAGAUAUUUGGGGGUUCCUAUUACCUCAAAGAGGCUCUCUAUAGCAGAUUGUGAUGUGCUGGUUGAUAAAAUUAUGAGAAGAGUGUUGUGUUGGACUUCUAGAAAUCUUUCCUAUGCUGCUAGGAAUGUCCUAAUUAAUUCUGUUCUAUUGAGUAUUCACACCUACUGGUCACAAAUUUUUAUGUUGCCCAAAGGUGUGUUGAUGAAGGUUAUUCAAAUUGCUCGUGCUUUUCUAUGGGAGGGGAAAUCUUAUCUUCAUAAACCUCCCCUUGUGUCAUGGGAUUGGGUUUGUAAACCUAAGAGUAAAGGAGGCUUGGGUGUGAGAAAUUGUAUGGUGUGGAACAAUGCUGCUAUUGGCAAGUAUACAUGGCAGAUUGCUCAAAAGGCAGAUUCUCUUUGGAUCAAGUGGGUCCAUAGCAUCUAUAUUAGGGAUGCAAAUUGGUGGGAGUAUCAACCAAAAGGGAAUGAAAGUCUAUUCAAUAAAGGAGGGUAUAAAUGGUUGUGUGGAACUCAGGAAAAUGUUAGCUGGCAUCACUGGGUUUGGAGUCCAUUAAACACUCCAAAGCAUGCAUUCAUUUCAUGGCUUGCAGCUUUGGGUAGACUAAGGACAAGAGAUAGACUCAUGAGAGCUGGCAUAUGUCAGACUGCAGAGUGUUUGAUGUGCAACAAUGGCCUAGACUCUGGCUGUCACUUAUUCUUUAGCUGCAAGUUUAGUACUCAGGGUGCAGUUGGUUAUUCAGUUGCUGGGGUGCUUUGGGUAGGUGUUUAUCUUUGUAUGGGCAGUCCUGUUGUGGAUGUUUGGUUGUAA